Molecule: messenger RNA, 1782 nt
Organism: Hansenula anomala
Lineage: Eukaryota; Fungi; Ascomycota; Saccharomycetes; Phaffomycetales; Wickerhamomycetaceae
Product: ubiquitin-binding SDF ubiquitin ligase complex subunit MET30
Exons: 1
Coding region: 1-1782 (593 amino acids)
Molecular function (GO): protein binding
Source: RefSeq, a predicted model, not a curated record
AUGGAUUUAAGAAAAAGUUGUAAUCCCAACAAGUUUAAUUAUGACAAGAGUAGUAAUAUCACUGAAUUGAAACAAGAUGUUAUUAAUGAUGAUGAGGCUAUCAUAACGGAUGAACCAAAUGAUGGAAUUAACUCAGCAGAGAAUAUUGUCUCCAAUACAAAUUUAAUACCAAGUGAUAAUUAUCAUAAAUAUUGUUAUAGACAUAAUCCAGAUGUUCAAUGUAAUAAACAAUCAGAUUCAAUUAAAAUGAAUGAAAUUCAAAAAAACCUAGAGAAAUUACCAUUAAAACAUCAACAUUUCAUUAAUUCAAUUUGGUCAAGUUUUAGUAAUUCAAAUACAUUUCAAAGAAACUUAAUAUUACAAGGGAUUUUAACACAAUGUUGUUUUCCACAAUUAUCAUUCAUAUCACAAGAGAUUUCAUCAUUAAUAAGGAUUGAUUUCAUAAGUACAUUACCUUUUGAAAUUAGUUUGAAAAUUCUUUGUUAUUUAGAUUGUGCUUCUUUAUGUAACGCUGCACAAGUUUCCAAAAAAUGGCAAAAAUUAGCAGAUGAUGAUAGAGUUUGGCAUCAUAUGUGUGAACAACAUAUUGAUCGUAAAUGUCCAAAUUGUGGAUGGGGUUUACCAUUAAUGCAUAUGAAAAGAGCUCGUGAAAUAAAGAUUGAACAUGAACCAAAGACUAAAAAAAGGAAAUUGUCAUCAUCAAGUACGGGGUCACCAGAGGUAAAGACAAGACCUUGGAAAACUGUUUAUUCUGAAAGAUUUAAAGUGGAGAGAAAUUGGAGAAAAGGUUUAUUCAAAUCAAGAGAGUUUAAAGGUCAUAAAGAUGGGAUUUUAACGUUGAAAUAUGAUUAUAAAUAUCUAUUUACAGGCUCUUAUGAUUGUUCAAUCAAAAUAUGGGAUAUAAAUACUGGUGAAGUUUUGAAAACAUUGGAAUCUCAUACAAAAGGUGUUAAAUCACUUGUAUUUGAUGAACAAAAAUUAAUUACAGGAUCAUUUGAUCAUACUAUAAAAGUUUGGAAUUAUCAUACAGGUCAGUGUAUUUCCACAUAUAGAGGACAUACAGAUUCAGUGUUGAGUGUUGAUUUUUUCAAGAAAUAUAUUGUUAGUGGUAGUGCGGAUAAGACGUUAAAGAUCUGGAAUGUUGAAACUAGAACAUGUUAUGCAUUAAGAGGACAUUUGGAAGGUGUUAAUAGUGUCAAGAUUCAUUCUAAAAGUUUAACAGUGUUCAGUGGAUCUGAUGAUGCCACUAUUAGAAUGUGGGAUUUGAAAACGAAUAAAUGUUUAAAGAUUUUCAAAGGACAUAUUGGGCAAGUUCAAAAAGUUAUUCCAUUGAAUAUACCUGAAGAUUAUGAUUUAGUUAAAGAGGAUGAAGAUGAUGAGAAAGAUGAGGAUGAUGAAGAUGAGGAAGAAGAAGAAGAUAAUGAAGAAUUUGGAGAGAUUGAUUAUUCAGAUGAGACAAGACAAUAUCCAACCUAUAUUUUAUCAGCUUCAUUAGACAAUACUAUUAAAUUAUGGAAUGUUAAAACAGGUAAAUGUAUUCGUACCCAGUUUGGACAUGUUGAAGGGAUCUGGGAUAUUAGUGCUGAUACUUUUAGAAUAGUUAGUGGGGCACAUGAUCGUUCUACAAAGAUAUGGGAUUUACAAAGUGGUAAAUGUAUGAAUACAUUUGCAGGACAUAAUAGUCCAGUUACGUGUGUUGGGUUGGGAGAUUCUAGUUUUGCCAGUGGAGAUGAUACUGGUGUUGUUCGUAUGGUUAAUUUUGAUGUUGAUACUUUGGAAUGA